Molecule: messenger RNA, 3397 nt
Organism: Onychostoma macrolepis
Lineage: Eukaryota; Metazoa; Chordata; Actinopteri; Cypriniformes; Cyprinidae
Gene: gsc
Product: goosecoid
Exons: 3
Coding region: 997-1722 (241 amino acids)
Biological process (GO): regulation of transcription by RNA polymerase II
Cellular component (GO): nucleus
Molecular function (GO): RNA polymerase II cis-regulatory region sequence-specific DNA binding; DNA-binding transcription factor activity, RNA polymerase II-specific
Source: RefSeq, a predicted model, not a curated record
AUCAGAACCUGCUUAUUCAGAUGAUAGGCUACCUGUCAUUUAACACCUUUUAAAAUGAUUGCAAAUCAAAUUAUAAAUUAGACAACUAGAUUGGACAGAUUAUAAACUACAGUAGACAAAUUAUACUCUCUUAUCUCAUUUUUUCUCCAAAUCAUUUAUAUUUUCACACAGAGACUUAGCCUACGACUACUUCUGUCACCUCAGGAGGGUGGUGGACACAUUAUUUCACCCCCAUAAUUUCUAAUCGGUUACAAAUUGGUUUAACUGCCUUCGUGUAAUACACAUCCCGAAUUUAGAGAUUGAAAAACAAAUUGUUUGAUAGAAGUGCCUGGUGAUUUGAGGGCUAGUUGUUAUAAUAGGCUACAUUUAAAAAAAAAAAAAUCUAAAUAAGAACGAAGCUCACCUGCUUGAACUCAAAAUCUGAGUUUGGAGAAGCGAUGAAGUCGUUGUUCCACUCAUCCACACAGACGCAUUUUACGCUUAAAGUAGGCUACUUUACAGCUUAUUAUACGUAAAAAACAACAACGUAUUUUCCUUUAAAAAUAGGAAAUAAAAAUAGGUACACCUCAAUUUACAACCAAAUUAUAAGUGUCUUUGUUGACAGACUCAUGCAGACAGCUCUUUAAAGAUGCAGGCUGCAACUAAAUUAUUUGUUUCAAAAGUCAGCAAAUAACUUAAUCAAAUUAAUUCUCAAUACACAGAUCGGCGGUUUUCACGCCAUUGUGUGCUAACCCUAAACCCGGCCAAUCUCUUAUUGGAGAAGUCAUUCACAAAUCCUUCAAUGACGUCAGCGGGGUAUAAAACUGAGCAGGAGGUUCAGCUCAGCCACAAACGAGUCACUGAAUCUGUUGCGCUCGCUCACUCUUUCCAAAGGGAAAAACGCUCUGAGAAUUCGCUCUUUUUUUGCGACUAUGAGGGAAACCUGUGAUUUUUAAAAGGACUACAAGAAUAUUUAAGUACUGUUGGCACAAAGUCUCAAACAUCUUUUCGCUUGUGAUGCCCGCUGGGAUGUUUAGUAUCGACAGCAUCUUGGCAGGGAGACCCAGCUGCAAGGACUCGGUUCUGCUCCAUCGGAAUGCUCCGGUUGUGUUCUCCAACUUGACGGAAUCCUUGUACACAGCAGCUGGCGAUUUUAACGGACUGUAUUCGCACGCCGGACCUCCAGCUCCUAACUUACAGUCGGUAAAUGGAACCAGGAUAGGCUACAACAACUACUACUAUGGACAACUUCAUGUCCAGGGGCCGACUGGACCAGCUUGCUGUGGCGCAAUACCAACUCUCGGCUCGCAACAGUGCCCGUGUAUUCCUACAGGCUACGACAGCGCCGGUUCAGUACUUAUUUCUCCAGUCCCACAUCAGAUGAUGUCGUACAUGAACGUGGGCACCUUAUCCAGAACCGAACUACAGCUACUCAACCAGUUACACUGUCGGCGCAAGAGACGACACCGAACCAUUUUCACCGACGAGCAACUGGAGGCACUGGAGAACCUUUUCCAAGAAACCAAAUACCCUGAUGUUGGCACACGAGAGCAAUUGGCACGAAAGGUGCACCUACGCGAAGAGAAAGUAGAGGUUUGGUUCAAAAACAGACGAGCAAAAUGGAGAAGACAGAAAAGGUCGUCGUCAGAGGAAUCAGAAAACUCACAGAAAUGGAACAAAUCCACGAAAACAACCACAGAGAAAAUCGAGGAGGGCAAAAGUGACGUGGAUUCUGACAGCUGAUAUAUAGAAUAUGAGACCGGGAAAUCUUGCACAAAUAUGAUUCGGACUUUAUGUACAUAUUGUAAAGUACCAUGUGAGUAGGAGUGAAAAUGUGUUGUCAUGCUGUUGCACAGAUGUAUAGUAAAUGUUACCUUUAACAAUGAUAUUGUUAUUUAUAUUAAUUUAAAUUUACACAGACAAAAUAACUUGGAUUCUGGCCAUAGUAAUAUUACCUGAUAAUAUAGAAAACUUUUUUUUUUUUUUUUUUUUUAAGUCUUGUAUUAAUAUAGAGGCUACCUAAAUAAGAUGUUCUGGAGUGGGCUGUAACUGAAGACAUGCAGGACGAUACAUUUUUUGACAUUGAUUAAAUCAACGUUUUAUGCCGCAUGAGAACAAAAAAGAACAUAAGCAAAUAUUAAAGUAAUAUCUAAAAUGUUCGAUUUUAUGUAUUUAUUUAAAAUAUUGCAACUAUUCUGUAAGAGCAUUUCAAUUCGUCGAGUCCUCUUAGAAUUUGAUGGUUAUCAGCAUUUAUUGAACCCAGGAAAUAUGUAAUUUAGUUGUGUAGUAUAAAUGACCGUCAUUAAAUUUUCAUAGUAUGUAGAGAUAUCUCAUAAUUUGUGUUCGAGCUAAUUCUCUCUUUGGGCCUAUUCCAUAUUAUCUCAUAGUAAUUUACCAUUAGGUAAAUAGUAGAUGGCACACUGAUUGGGAACAAGUUUAUUAGAAAAUUUAGCUUCACAUGAAAAUGUCAAAGGAUGUCUCAUUUUUUUUUUUUUUUUGAUAAGUUAAAAAAUAAAAAAAUAAAUAGAGCUGAUAAAUAGCCUGAAUGUAUUGUCAUAAUUGACCGGUUAUGUCACACCAGGCCAUGCUGAUUUAAUAAUCAUCAGAGGAAUGACACGAAGUAGUAUUUAAUGGUAAUGGUAACGGUAAAAAGCACGAACUAUUCUUUUUAAUUAACCAAACAGAACCACUUUUUUUUUUUUUUUUUAAGAAUUUACCUCUUGGAUAUUUAUAUGUAUAUAAAUUAUUCUCAAGUAAACUAUGUCUAUCCCUAUUUAUAACUGUGCAGAAAAAAAUGUUGAAAAGUAAAAUAGCUAUAUCAAACGCGACAUCUCUGAGAAAAAAAGAAAAGAAAAAAAAAGACAUAAUCGGCCACAUUGUCUGUUGUUAUUGUCCCUGGUGUUCAACGAUAAUUAUUAGCCUAUAAUAAAAUGUGGUGAAUUAAAUUAAUAAAAUUAAGCCAGCAUAAUAGUUUGUUUUAUAUUCUAAAUACGAAUGAUUAAAAGAAACAUUGUUUCACGACACUUUGACGCUGUCAUGCGUUUAGUCAGUGUUGUGUUGUCAGUAUGCUCACAAUUCCACUAUGUGUGUAGCAUUCAGUACGCCUGUAAAUAUAUAUCUUUUCUUUUUCUUAGAGCCAUUUAAUCACACCGAAGGCAACUGAAGUAACCCGGAAUUACAACUGUUUGAAUGUGAUAACGUUAAAUUGUCGCUUCAACAAGUUGAUAAAAUGUUUACGAUAGCAUGUUUGCCAUUUGUAAAUAGAUGAUUUUUAAUUUAAGCCAAAUUUUAGCCAAGUGGCGGGAUUUGGGUCCAUUGUUUUAACCAAAUGUCUCACACUUCUGUCCAAUGGCACUUGCUUCUUACAAUUUAAUGUCGAGAUAAAUUCUUUUUUCCCAAAGUCACUUUCACUUUUAAC